Molecule: messenger RNA, 870 nt
Organism: Tricharina praecox
Lineage: Eukaryota; Fungi; Ascomycota; Pezizomycetes; Pezizales; Pyronemataceae
Exons: 1
Coding region: 134-664 (176 amino acids)
Source: RefSeq, a predicted model, not a curated record
UCAGGCUUGACCCGUCUCGUCCAUUAUUCUUCACAUCCGACACAUCGGCUCCGAGAUUCGGAAUCGUAAAUUUCACCUUCACCCCCGGGCGCACUAUUUUUAGAGUAGAUAGACGUUGCUUGGAACUUGGGAGAUGGAAGGCUGGCUGGAAAGUAGGCUGAAAGGCUGGAACUCGGAAGGCUGGAAGGUUGGAACGUUUAACUACUUCUUCUCCACCUUCUUCACCUUCCUCACCUUCCCCGUCCCCGUCCCCGCUCUCAGUGCCUACCGCUUCCCCACACUCCACUACUUCCCCGCACUGUCUGUCUGUCUGUCUGUCUGCCUACCAACUCCACCUCCACGUCAUGAGACCGCAACCGUAUGUACCGUAUGUUGGGGCCCGCAACAGCGAUCGCCAGGCCAGGCGGGUCUAGACCAAAAAGCAAGCAACAUCCAGCGUAAUAUUCAGCUUCCCAAGAUCCAAACCGCCAGCACACAAUACGUAGUUCGGUAUUCCAUGUCAUCUCGAAGUCUCGUAGUCUCAACACCAUUGAUUCUCAAGUCCCCAGGUAGGUGGGGCGAGGAUAUAAAAGUUCUCAGUCUCAAUCUCAAUCAACCAGAUGAAAAAUGCGAAGAACAAAAAAAAGACGAACAAACAAGAUCAAAAAGCAAAGCAAGCAGAUAGCCACACCACUCCGCACCACACAUUCAACUACUGACCACACCUUCAACUACAGGCCACCAGUUCGUCAUCCGUCAUCCGUCAUCGAGCGCAAGGAAAAUCAACAGUAUCAUAAGCAUCAGCAUCAUCAUCAACAUCGGCAAUCCGGUUACAUAUCCCCUCGUCGAGUAAUAGGGGAGAUAGGGAGUGAAGAGGGAAGGGGAAUUGGU